Messenger RNA from Tetrahymena thermophila SB210, 3567 nucleotides. RefSeq names its product PAS domain S-box protein. The transcript has 6 exons. The record is from RefSeq and is a predicted model, not a curated record. Lineage: Eukaryota; Ciliophora; Oligohymenophorea; Hymenostomatida; Tetrahymenidae.
AUGUUAACUUUUAGAAAAGUUGUGGAGUUUAUGAAUAAUAAGGAAUAUUAUAUCAGUUUAGACUACAAAGGUUUGAUUACAGAUCUUUAAUACAGAAACAUUAGAAAACAAAGACUAAAUAGCAUAAAUCAAGUUAUCCUUUACGAUGAAAAAUUAUUUGAAGUAUAUAAAAAUUUGAUUAAAUUGUUACACCUAAAAAAUGAGUUUCUAUCAAUAAUUUCAAAUGAGUCAAUAGAUAUCUAGAUUUUGGAAAAAGAAGGAGCUAAUUUUCUAAUUAAAAGAAAUUAAUUUUUUUAAGAAAUCGGGUCUCUGUAUUAAUAAAACAAAGAAAGUCAAUUUCUUUAGUACUUAGUGUAAGAGUACCUAAUUAAUUUGAGCUUUAGUGAUUCCAAGAAAUGGUUUGAAAAAGAUAUUGCAGAGAAAUGCGAAAGAAAAGCAGAUUUUUUUGUUGAUAAACAAAUGCAAGAGCUUCUGUAUUCUAAGUAAUCUACAGCUGUGUUUGUUUCAGUUUAAAAAAAUAAAUUUGGAAAUAUUCAAAAAGUUUCAAAAAAUAUUGAAAAUAUAUUUGGCUACACAAUUUAAGAAUGUUAAAAUAAAAAUUGUAGAAUGUUAAUGUCAAAUAAUUUAGGAGACUCUCAUGAUAACCUAAUUUAUAGGUUUCUAAAUAGAGGAUCUGUGAAAGAAAAUUUUGUCUAUCGUAUUAGUCCACUUUUGGCGAGAACUAAGUAAAGAGUUUUGAUUCCUAUAACAAUGAAGCUUUAAGUAGGAUAUGUAGGGACAGAAGAUAUUGGUAUUAGUAGCUUGAUUACUUUAAGUAAUAAUUUAAAUGAAAAUUAUUUAAUACUUGACAUGAAAAGUAAAAGAAAUAGCUUGAGGAUAGAUAGUUACUCAUAAUGUGCUUUGAAAAAUCUUUUUAAAGUAUUAUUACCUCUUAAAGAUGAUGAAGAUUACUUCUAAAUAUAAGCUUCGAAAAUUUUCCCUCUUUUACCUUUCUUUAUUAAACAUUUAGAUAUAUCAGAUAAUAAGGCUGCAAUUUAUAAAACAUAAAUUGUUGAUAUGAUUGGAUUUUUCCCUUCAAACCCAAAUUAAUGUUUGAUAAAGGAUAAAUAGAGUGAAGAAAAAGAAGGUCAAUUUAAUGAAAAAUUGAGCGAAUACAAGGCUAAGUUAAUUCAGAAAAUUAAAAAUCUUGACUUUAGCUCUAAUAAAAACUAUUUAUUUUAAUGCCAAUUAAUUGUUUCUUUUCUGAGAGAAGAAUAGUUAGAGUACUGUUAAAUUUGUAUUCAUUCUUGCACUGAAUUAAAUUUAGCUGAUUUCAAAAGAAAUCAAAUAAAAAUGGAUUUAAAAGAGUAGUUUUUAAAUUAUGGAGCAAUUAAUUUAUCGAUAGAAGAAUUAGAUUAAUAUUUUAAUAUUAACAAUCUUAACUCUCAUAGGUAGUUUUUUUAAAUAAACUCUUAAUAAUCCUAGAGAUAAUUAAAUUUUGAUAUGUCUUUCAAGCCUUCUCAGAAUUUAGUCCUCUAAUAGGAAGAGAAAUAUAACAAAAUAGAGCUUUUAAAUUAAAAUUCAGAUUCAGUAGAAACAAAGAAAAGUUUCAAUGAAAUUUUAAAGUCUUCAAAUGAGAAUAAUGAAUAAGCUUAAAAAUUCAUAAAAGAUUCAGAAAUGAAAUCAGUUAAUAUUAAACUUAAAGGUAUCUUAAGUAAUCAUAAUAAAAUUAAAGAAAGUGGAAUAACAAAAAUCGUUGACAAUUUACAAUAAAAAAUAAAUGAAAAAAUUUAAGAAUAAAAUGAAAUUUUUUGCUAAAGUAGGAGCAAAAUAAUAGAUUUUAGCACAAUCAAUACUCCUAAAUUAAAAUAAAUUGAAGAUCAAUAAUAAAAUGGAAAUAAAGAAAUUUCUUAAGAUUAUCAUAAUGGCUUAAAUUAAAUAAUUCAAAAGUCUAACAGCAAUUCAAAAAUUUUAUCAUAAAGCAAUGUUAAAUUUAAUUAAUCAUAAUAGCGUGUUUAAGCAUCUACUGCGAAUGAUACAAUCUUUUUAAAAAGUACAGAAGCUAUAAUUUAAAGUUCAAGCUCUUUUAUUUCACCAAGAAGUUUGUAUAAUGAAUAAGUGCAGCUUCUGAAUAACCAAAGCACAGAAAGAUAAAAAGUUGUUAAUUGUAUUUUAAAAAAGUCUUGUGAAAUAGUGAGUGAGAGCUAAUAUUAAAAAUUUAAUUGUAAGGAAAGUGAUUAGCCAAGUUAUCAGAUCCAAUUCCAGAACACUCAUGAUAGUUCAAAUUUUAAUAAAUAAAAAAAUCUUUAAGAAAAAAGUAUUAAAAAGGCAUUUAUAAAAUAAAUUUAAAGUAAGAAAUAAUCUAAAACUUUCAUGAUAAUGAAAAUAUUCUCAAUUUUAUCUUUAAUUGGAAUAGCUUCGAUAAUUCUUCAAAAGUAUUUUGAACUUUCAGACAAAUUUGAUAAAUAAAUUAAGAGUUUUGAGUACAUACCGUGGCCUAUUCAAAUGAGAGUCCUAAUUAGUAGAAUUAACAAAGAUGGAUAAUUGAAUUUUUUAUUGAAUAAUCCUAUUUUUUAUAAUAGCACAGAUAACAAAUCAUAUUAAUCUUCAAUAUUCAAAUAAAGAAUGUAUAAUUUUAGUUAAGUAUAUAAAAAAAAUUUAGAAAAUAUCAUUGAAGAAAAGAGAGAAGAUUUAGUUUUAAACUAAUAUAUGAUAUAGCAAUACACAAAUCUUAAAUUUUAUUAUAAUGAAACCUACUACGUUUAUAUAGAUGUUCCUAUUAUUUACGGUAUGCUCAUGCAUAGUUAAGCUAUGUUUUAUUACCAGCUCUAAAAUGGAGCCUUUGAUAUGGCAGAGAAUUUUCUUUUUGAAAACUUUUAAAACUAAACUGUGACAUUAAACAUAUUGUAAAAUAUAUAAGAAUAAUCUGUAAGUGAAUCAUUCGAUGAUAUUUUAGAAUCAGUUAAGUAACUUUUAAUCAUAAGCUCAGUAGUGAGUGGAUUGUUUCUGAUUUGCUCUUAUUUUGCCUUUUAUUAAAAUUAAAAAUCUAAAGCAAAAGCUUUAAAUCUUAUUUCUACAAUAGAUCCAAUAAAAAUUUUGCAAAUGAACAAUUCUCUAUUUAAAUCAAGUUAAAUUCUUUUAUCAGAUAAAAUAAAAUCUACAUUUUUAAAAGGAUAUGGUGAUAAUUCCAAUUAAAUUAAAUAGUUUUAAGUAAAAAUUUUAGAAAAAAAGAAGAAGUUAAUAUCAAAUACUAAUAAUUUAAAAUUAUACGACAUAAAAGUGUAUUCAAUAAUCAUGGCAGUUUUCAUACUCAUAAUGAUUUAUCCUAUCACUAAUUUAAUCAUAACAGUUAAUCUAAUUAACUAGUCUAAUUCUAAUUAAGAACUACAAGCGACUUUACAAAAGAUAAAAGCAUAAUUUUCAAGUAAUAUAGGCUCUUUUAGCGUUUAUCUCGUUGCAUAGCUGUAUCCAAACCUAAAAACAACAAGUGUAUCUAGCUUUAAAGCUAGUAAUAAUGGCUAGAUACUGUUUCAAAAUAUUUUAACCAAUAAGUAAAUCUCUAUGAACUAAGUGAUACCUUUGAGAUGA